Pelobates fuscus (common spadefoot toad) is the source of this 4042-nucleotide messenger RNA. RefSeq names its product integrin subunit alpha E (gene ITGAE). The record is from RefSeq and is a predicted model, not a curated record. NCBI's taxonomy places the organism in Eukaryota, Metazoa, Chordata, Amphibia, Anura, Pelobatidae. Bases 159 to 3647 code for a protein of 1162 amino acids. Gene Ontology annotation, biological process: integrin-mediated signaling pathway; cell-cell adhesion; cell-matrix adhesion. The transcript has 32 exons. Gene Ontology annotation, molecular function: integrin binding. Gene Ontology annotation, cellular component: external side of plasma membrane; integrin complex.
UUGUAAAAGAAGUGGUGAAGUGUUUCUGGUAACAAAAAGUGGAAGAAUCAUUACAGCGUCAGACUAGAAAAAAAAAAGAAGACGAAAGCAGACAGAGAACUGCAAUUACUUGUGACCACGAAGAUCUCAAUACAUGCAAAUAAAAUCUGUCUUGUAGGAUGCAGAAAAAACGCUUUUGGGUUGGACACAAUAUGAGGACCGAGAUCAAUUUGUUCUGUUUACUUCUUGUACUAACAUUUCAAGUUUCUUCAUGUUUUAACAUCGACACGGUCAAGUUCUGGAAUUACACAACAGAGAGCAGUUCUCUUUUUGGACAGAAGGUGCUUCAGUAUCAACAUGGCACAAACAAGGGUAUUUACGUGAGUUCACCUUUACAAGAUAUUAAGAAGAGAAUAUUUGAAGGGGUCUUCAAGUGCACAGUUCCUAAAGGAGGGCAAAACUUGCAUUGCGAAAAGAUGGAUCCUUUUCAAGGAAGAAGUCAAGCUCCUAGAGUUGCACCCUAUCCUAUUAUAUCAUUAGCCAGAAAUGCAGACAGUACUCUGAUCUGUCAACAGAUGAAGGGUCGAAAGAACAAAAGCACUGCUGGAGAAUUAAAUGGGGAGUGCUUACUGCUUGGAACUGGCACUGGCGUUCAAACAUUCCCCGAUCUUGCAACAACUGCUCAUAACACGUCCAAGGGGAAAAACACAAAUAAUAAUAAUAAUAAUAAUAAUAAUUAUGGCGUAGAGGAGACCACUGCAGUGAAAGAUAACAAUAUGGAAGAUGUGGACGAUGAUGAUGAUGAUGUCACAGAGAUUGCAAUCGUUCUGGAUGGCUCAGGCAGUAUUGAAAAAGAGGAUUUCCAAAAGGCAAAGGAUUUUAUUUCCAAUAUGAUGAAAAUGUUCUGGGAGAAAUGUACACAGUGUGACUUUGCUGUUGUUCAGUAUAGUGAUGUGAUCCUAAAAGAAUUUGAUCUGCAGGAAAGCCGACAAGAUAGCAACCAUGCAUUACAAAAGGUUCAACAAAUAGAACAAGUAGGACAUGUAACCAAGACAGCUUCAGCUCUUCAAUAUGUACUAGAUAACAUUUUUAAUGAAGCCAGUGGUUCCAAACCAAAAGCCAAGAAAAUUAUCCUGGUGUUGACAGACGGUGACAUAUUUAUGGAUCCAUUAAACUUAACAACAGUCAUCAAUUCACCAAAAAUGCAAGAUGUUGAACGUUUUGCGAUAGGGGUUGGAGAUGCUUUUAACAAGUCAAAGACAUUGAAUGAGCUGAAGCUUAUUGCAUCUCAAGAGGAUGGUCAUGUCAUUCGUGUUGAAGAUUAUUCAGCACUAGAAGGACUUCUUUCCUCCCUGGAGCAGAAGAUAAUUGGAAUAGAAGGUACAAAAGGUGACAAAUUGGAAUUUGACUUGGCAGAGAUUGGAUUUGCAGUACAUGCAAGAAACAAGUCAUUCGUAUUUGGUGCUGUCGGCUCAUUUGACUGGUCAGGAGGGAUGUUACUUUAUCAAACUCAGCAUCCACACAAAGUGGAAUUUCUCAGAGAAACCAUUUCAGAAGACAAUGCAAAACCAUCAAAAUAUGGAUAUUUAGGAUACAGUGUAACCAUAGCACAGACCAAAAUAUACACCUUCUACAUUGCCGGAGCUCCACACCAUUCCAAUGUUGGACAAGUCAUAGCGUUUGAGGAGGAUAUCACUUCCUAUCAUCCCAUUUAUCUAAAAGGAGAACAGCUUGGAUCCUACUUUGGUUUUGAGCUCUGCACUGUGGAUAUUGAAACUGAUGGCUAUACUGAUUUUCUCCUGGUGGGAGCACCUUUCUAUCAUAUUCAAGGAGAGGAAGGGAAAGUUUAUGUUUAUAAGAUAAACAGUAUGGGCAAUUUUACAUUGGUUUAUACACUAGAGCAAAAUUCUUACUCAUUUGCCAGGUUUGGGUAUUCUGUAGCUAGUAUUGGUGACAUUAAUCAAGACGGCUACCAAGAUAUUGCCGUAGGAGCUCCUCUAGAAGGCCAUCUUGAACAUCCUGAUAAUUUUGGAAGUGUUUACAUCUACAAUGGCAAAAAAGAUGGAAUUCGUAGAAUACCCUCUCAGCGAAUCACAGCAUUAACGUUCAACAAACAAAAAUUGCAGUACUUUGGCCAGUCCAUAGAUGGCGGCCUGGACCUUACGAAUGAUGGUUAUCCUGACAUAUCAGUGGGAGCUCUAGCAAGUGUUAUAGUGUUGAGGUCUCGCCCAGUUGUUAAAAUAACAGCCAAUGUGCGGUUCAUGCCAAGUGAAAUUCCACUUAUCCUUACCAAUGAUGAACUAGUUGUGGACAUCUGCUUUAACAUUUCACCAUUAAAAACCACAGAAAUGAAAAAAACCUCUCUCAAGUACUCUCUGGACCUGGAUGUUGACAUGCACGAAAAACGCAUAACAUUUAAGGAGGAUUCUGAGAAAGGAUCACUUUCCUUGAUUGAAAAGAACUGUACACGACUUUUGCUGGCUCUACUGCCAUGUAAUUAUGAUUGUUUCAGUAAUAUUAGAAUAAAAAUUUCUUAUACGCUGAAUGCAGACCAGCUCCGACGUGACCUUCCCGCACCAAUACUGGAUAUGUAUGAACCCCAAUACACUUUUGUUGAGCUUCCUUAUGUGAAAGACUGCAAUAAUAAGACUACCUGCAUUCCUAUCUUAAAGUUAAUAACAGAAGAAUCGGGGAGGGGGCUUGUAGUUGGACAAACCAAAGAUUUGACAGUGAAUUUUACCCUUAUCAACUCCGGUGAUGACUCAUACAGGACAACUAUUUUGAUAGCCUACCCCAACAACCUGCAAGUCAAAAUCAUAAAAACGCCAAAUUCUCCCAGCAUCAAAUGUUCAGAUCACAAAACUCUACAGUCAUCUCUGAAUUGUGACAUUGGACAUCCUGUCUUCAAAGCAUCUAAUGCAGCAUUUUCUGUUGUUUGGCAACUAAAUGAAUUAAAGUUCACUGAAGAAAACGUAAUCAUUAAUAUUAAUGUUAGCAACAUUAAUAAUAUCACAAAUCUCCCGCACCAUCAAAUUUUGCUUCCAGUGAAACAUUCCUUCAGUGCUGUCCUCUCUGCACCGCAAGUACUCGUUGUGACCAUAAACCAAGAACCAGCACGAAAUCAAGAGGUUCAGUAUACCUUUGAUGUUAGCACAGAAAAUCAGUAUGACGCGACAAUAGUUCUAUCUAUCCAAGUUCCUGUUACAAUGCAAAGUGUCACUAUUUCUUCUGUAAAAAAUAUCCAAAAGACUCAGAACUCAACACAGUGUGAGGACGUUACAAAGUUGUGUGGACGUGAUCAAGAAUGUGGAGACAUCUUAUACCACAAUAUCAAAUGUAAUAUAACUGGACGGGAGCACAUCACUGUAACUGCAGACUUGUUCCUAUCAGAUAUGGCAAAGCUAGUAGAGAAUACAAAAAAGUUUCUGGUCACUGGUGAAAUUAUUUAUGACAAGAACCUGUUUGUGAAUUUGGAGAAUUCAGAAAAAGCACAGAUAUCUGUCAUGCUUCAUAAAGAUAUUCCGGUUAAUCUUUUGCCAGUCAUGAUUGGUAGCUCAAUUGGAGGAAUUCUUCUUCUGCUUGUUAUUGUGGUAAUACUUGUCAAGUGUGGCUUCUUUGAAAGAAAGUACAAAAAUUUUGAUGAACAAGAAGACCAGACUCACAAGUGACUGAUUUAAUGAAGUUUGAGAACCAGAAGAUGACACCCUUUAGAAAAUAUGGAUAUUGCAAAGAAGUAUAAAAUGUAUUGGAAGCACAAGGCGGCAUAUAAGUAAAAGGACCGUGGAAACAGCAUUAUGAUUGUACUGAAAGAUUCUAAAAAUGAGGAUCUUUUGUCUGCUUUAAAAUUUAUAUGUUAGCAAUAUCACAUCAGUGGAACACCUUAGAACAGAGCAAUAAUGUAUAACCACGUGUCCAAACCUUGACAAUUAAUUUGAUGGCUCAAUAAACCACCAAGGGUCUUUAUCAAGCCAUACAACAUGUGCAUCAUGCAUAAUUAUAUAAAUAUGGACUUACAAUUAGCAGUGCAAUCACAGUGCAGUGUUACUGUCACAGUAUUUUUAGA